AUUUUUAAUUUUUCAUUUCUCUCUUGUAUAUAUUAUAUUUGUAUAUUGUCUUUGUUUUCAUAUUGCACACUUGGAUUGCAAAAAAGGCUUUUUUUUUUUUGCUGAAAAAUAUUGGUUGGGGGUAAUGCCAAGUCCAGUGGAUUUAAAAAAAGAUAGAAAUUUAGUGAGAGCUUUGUAUUCAAAAGGGACAGUUGGUUUAUGGAAGUACGAGGUGGUAGAUGAUAACGUUGACAAAGUAAACUAUAUACGACGUUUAACGAAAAUGAUUACCAGUGUGCAGCGGGCGGGCAUCGCGGCGGCAGUGCCGUCGUAUUGCUGCUCCUGUAAAUAAUGUCAAAUUUUUAAAAAAAUUAAUAAUUACAUUAAUUAUCAAAUCUAACAUCAGUUGUUGAAAUUAAAUAAAUAAAUAUAUUUAUUAUAAAUUCAAAAAUUAAUUAUAAAUAUAAUAAAAAAAAAAACAAAUAAAAAUUGCUGAAAAUUUGUUUAACAAAUGAAUAGGUUUCGUGUGUUUUUGUAUGAAAAAAAUAUAAAAAAAAAAUAUAAUAAUAUUUAAAAUAAAAGAGGGAGCUGCCGCACCUAUUUGUACUCUUUUGAGGAAGAUGCGACUACCGAGACUUGACAUGAGCCCUGAGGCUCCCUGAUAAAGGAUCACGGGGUCCGCAUUACUGCGGUUGAUAUCACAAAAACUAAAAGCUUCAGGCACAAUUGCCAGAAAAAAAAAAAACCAUUAAAUAACGAAAAAAACAAAGUGAUUGGUUAAUUUUUUUUUUUUUUUUCAUUUAUUUUAUUUAUUAUAUUAAAUAAUAAAUACAGUGAUUUGUGAAAAUUGAUUAACGAAAAUAAUAGGGUGUUGUUUUGUGUCUGUGAUUAAAUUUUAUUAUAUCAUGUGAAUGAUCAAGAUGAUGAUGAUGAUGUCAGUGUAUAUAUAUAGUGAAUAGUUAAAAAAAUAAAAUAAGCAUGAAGUCUUUAAAUUUUAAAUUAAUGGUAACAUUAGUUGUAUUAUUUUUUACAACAAUGUUACCCACGAGGGGCCAUCGUCCACUUCCAAAUGAAGCCCAAGAUAAUGAUGAUAAUACAUCAUUAGAAUCAUCAAUAAAAAAUAUAAUUGAUGAUAAUAAAAAUUCAACAAUAAUAAAUAAACAUAAAAAAAAUAAUAUAUACAAUAGUUACAAUGAAACAUUACAUCAUUUAUCACAUUUUGUUAAAAAUCAAAAUUCAUCACGUUUUAAUAUAAAUAAUAAAAAUACAGAAGAAUUAUCAGAAAAAACACCAUUAUUUCCAGAAGAUUUUUUUACAAGAGAAGAACGUAGAAAUGGUGCUGUUUUAUUUCAUAUAAUUGGUGUAAUAUAUAUGUUUGUUGCAUUAGCAAUAGUAUGUGAUGAAUUUUUUGUACCAUCACUUGAUGUAAUUAUUGAAAAAUUUGAUAUUGCUGAUGAUGUUGCUGGUGCAACAUUUAUGGCUGCUGGUGGUUCAGCACCAGAAUUAUUUACAUCUGUUAUUGGUGUAUUUGUAUCAUUUGAUGAUGUUGGUAUUGGUACUAUUGUUGGUUCAGCAGUAUUUAAUAUAUUAUUUGUUAUUGGUAUGUGUGCAAUAUUUUCAAAAACAGUAUUAACAUUAACGUGGUGGCCAUUAUUUCGUGAUUGUACAUUUUAUAGUAUUAGUUUAUUAACACUUAUUUAUUUUUUUCGUGAUAAUAAAAUACAUUGGUAUGAAGCACUUGUAUUAUUUUCAAUUUAUAUGGCCUAUGUUAGUUUUAUGAAAUGGAAUCAACCAACUGAAAAAUUAGUCAAGAGAAUAUUAUACAGAAAUAAAGUUACAAGAGUUAGAUCAACAGAUCAGCUGAUGCCAUCACACCAGAGCGCUGUCCAGGCAUUGCAUCCAAAUGCAACAAACAGCAGUGAAACAAGUGUUGGUGGUACAUCUGGUGCAUGUGGAAGUAGUGGUGUUGCAAUAAAUAAUGAUGCUGGAUGCAGUAGCCGAGGUGGAAGUAGUAGUGGACAAGGAUAUGAACAACCAUCUCAUACUUCAAGAGAAAGUCAUGCUAAAUUUCGUCAUGGUCUUUUACAAUUGAUGAUACAUACGAUUGAUCCUCUCCACGAUGGUCAGUCCCAUGCCGGUAAAGUGGAUGAAAAAGCAACUCAAUUGCAUGCAAUAGCAUCGUUAAAAGUAUUAUUGGAUGCGACAAAAUCACAAAAUGGUGCUGCAACAACAACAUCAGCACAUUAUGCAAAUACAAUUGCAAAAGAAACAUCAUUACAAUUACAACAAGGUUCACAAGGUAUAACAACAACCACAACAACAACUGGUACAAAUUCUGGUAGUCAAGAACUUCCAAAUGGUGGAAUAUCAUCUGGUCUUGAUGCUGGUCUUGAAUCGGGUGAAGAAGAUGAACCACCAGAAGCACUGGACAUGGCAUGGCCAAGUAGUUCAAAAAAACGACUCACUUAUAUUUUAGUUGCACCAAUUUUAAUUCCUCUAUGGUUGACUUUGCCUGACACACGAACUCCACGAGGUAAAAAGUUUUUUGCAGUAACAUUUAUUGGAUCAAUUAUUUGGAUUGCUGCGUAUUCAUAUUUGAUGGUUUGGUGGGCAAAUGUUGCUGGUGAUACAAUACAAAUACCACCAGAAGUUAUGGGUUUAACAUUUUUAGCUGCUGGAACAAGUAUACCUGAUUUAAUAACAAGUGUUAUUGUUGCACGUAAGGGUUUUGGUGAUAUGGCUGUAUCAAGUUCCGUUGGUAGUAAUAUAUUCGACGUAACUGUUGGGCUUCCGGUACCGUGGCUUCUUUAUGGUAUAAUCUACCAAAAACCAGUCGAAGUCAACUCGGUCGGAAUGGUCUGCAGCAUCGCUAUACUCUUCGGUAUGCUGAUAUUUGUGAUAAUGAGUAUUGCAUUUUUCAAAUGGCGAAUGAAUAGAGGCCUUGGUUUUACUAUGUUUCUACUGUAUUUUGUAUUUGUUGCUGUUUCACUUAUGUUUGAAUAUCAAAUAAUAACUUGUCCAGUUUAAAAAAUUAACAAAAUAAAAAUAAAUUUUAAGAGAAAAAAAAUUAUUCAAACACCAAUAAAUAAUAAUAAAACGCAAAUUGAAAAUAAUAUAAAUAAUUCAAAAGACGCCGACAAUAAUUAUUCCAAUUGAAUUAUUAAAUUACAUAAAAAAUUAACAAAAUUAAUUCAAAAAAAAAAUCAAAUCUCAAUGAAUUUCCACGACAAUUAUUUCAUUUAAUUUUCAAAUAUAUUUUACAAGAAUGAUGGUCCAUCGUUAACUAUUGUUAAAAUAAAAAAAAAAUUAUAUUUAUAUUUAACAUUAGUGUUAUCAUCAACACUCAAAUAUUUACUUAAAAUUCUCUUGAAUUUAAUUAUUUUUUUUUUACAUUAGAGAGAGUUACACAGUUGCUGUUCAAAUAGGUCAACAUGAAUUGUCCAGUAGAUCGUGAUAAUAUAAAAUAAAAGAAUAAUAAUAAUAAUAAAAGGGUUAUAUUUAAAUAUAAAAAAAAAAAAAAAUUCAUUGUUUAAUUAUAAAGUAUACUCUGCCCCCGGUUAAAAUAUUUUAAAUAAUAUAAAAGAACACUCGAUUGUCAUGAAGUCGAUAUAUCAUGUUUUACGUUUUUCCUGUUGAACAAUAUAUCUAAUAUAUAUUUAAUUAUUAUUAGCUGGUAAAAAUAAUAUUUAAAUAAAUUUUUCGCAAUUUUAUAUUUAGUAAUUAUUAAAUUUUAAAUGAGCCAUUGAUUAUUUAAGAAAAUAUAUAUUGUAAAAUUUAUUAGAAUUUUUGUAGAAUUAUAUGAAAAAUUCGUUUGACUAUUUAAUUGUGCAUCGAGUGUUAGUAAUGUUUAUAAAAAAAUAUAUGUAUAUUAAAAUUUUACAAUGUACCUUACUUUUGUUAAAGAUACAAUAAUUUCAUUUUAAAAUUUAAAUAUUGUUGAUUAUUAAUGUUGACAGGCCUAAUAAUUAUUGUGGUCUUAUUUUAAAAUCAUAAAUAUAUUAUAAAAAAUUGUUAAAGUUUAUUUAAAGUUUAUUUUUUAAUUAAUAUAUAUUAAAAAUAUACAGAAAAAUAUUAAAUUAUUAAUUAAAAAAUUUUUAAAGUUUAUGAUAUUAUUAUUAUUCAAGUUUUACAUUGUUUAUAUUGACGAUGUUUUCGACCUUCGUUCUUGUAACACACAUAUUAUAUUCAACUUGUAACUUCAGUGUUUUAUUUUUAUUUUUUUUUUAUAUUAUUUAUGAUAAACAAUAGUACUUGAAUAUUGGAAAAUAAGAAAAUUUAAAAUUUAAAUAAAGAAGGUUAUUAAUAAAGUUCAUUGAAGAAAAGAAAAAAAAACGUCGGCGUCUAUUUUAACAAAAAAAUAUGUAUAAAUAUUUUUGUGAAAGAUUUUUCGAAUAUGAAUAAUGAAAAUAAUCAAUAAAAAAUGUCGCGAUGCUCGGUAAAUCAUCAAAUUUUUCGGGAAGGAAUUAUUACGUUGGAAAAAAAAUUAUCAAAAUACUAAAAAAAGUAAAUUUUAAAAUUUAAAUAUAAUAAAAAUUAUUGACGUCAUUUAAAUUCAAGUUAACAAAAAAAAAUAAUUAUUAAAAAUAUCUAAAAUAUCGUUAUUACUAUUUAAUAACAAUUUAAAAAAUUAUUAUGCACAAUAAGAUCUUCCCGAAGUAUAUCGCAAGAAAAAUAUUAUAAAAAGAAAAAAAUAUCUUAAAAAUUAUAUUGUAAAACUCAGUAUUAGAAAAUUGUUUUAAAAAAUUUUCAGACGAAUAAAUAAAUAAUUUAAAUAUAUUACAUAAUUUGUUAUGUAAUAUUUAUAAAAAAUAUUCGAAAUUGUUAUUGGCAUUAAUCAAUUGAUACGGAGAAAUUCACGGAAAAUACGAGGAUAUUUAGGGGGUUGGCAAUAUAACCAUCUCAAGCUCAUUGUAAUUUUUUCUGUAACCUUUAUAAAUAUGUUUCUAUUUUUCCCCGUAAAUUUCUCCGUAUACAGUACCAAUAGCACCAUCGAAAAAUAUUUUUAAAAAUCAGUAAACGUGCGACUGCUUGUGCUUCGUGUUUUUCAUUGCGUGACUUACUCACCACUAAAUUACAUUUUAUAAAUGACACAUCAAAUGCCCCAUCAUUAACGAUGUCUAAUAAACUACUUGAAAAAACAAAAUUAAUUAAUGUUACAACAAACAAAUAAAUAC
This is a messenger RNA of Aphidius gifuensis, 5153 nucleotides long. RefSeq names its product sodium/potassium/calcium exchanger Nckx30C (gene Nckx30C). The transcript is spliced from 7 exons. The record is from RefSeq and is a predicted model, not a curated record. Lineage: Eukaryota; Metazoa; Arthropoda; Insecta; Hymenoptera; Braconidae. Gene Ontology annotation, cellular component: membrane. The coding region runs from base 958 to 3006 and encodes 682 amino acids. Gene Ontology annotation, biological process: intracellular calcium ion homeostasis; calcium ion transmembrane transport. Gene Ontology annotation, molecular function: calcium, potassium:sodium antiporter activity; calcium channel activity.